Messenger RNA from Centruroides sculpturatus (bark scorpion), 771 nucleotides. Its product is annotated as cytochrome P450 3A19-like. Gene Ontology annotation, molecular function: oxidoreductase activity, acting on paired donors, with incorporation or reduction of molecular oxygen; monooxygenase activity; iron ion binding. Lineage: Eukaryota; Metazoa; Arthropoda; Arachnida; Scorpiones; Buthidae. The transcript is spliced from 5 exons. The record is from RefSeq and is a predicted model, not a curated record. Bases 1 to 753 code for a protein of 250 amino acids.
AUGAGAAUUCGCAUUCAGAAUGUUUGGCUGCUGUUAAAUAUCCUGGGCGACGCUGUCACCAGCACCUUCGUAGAGGAACUCCACAUUCAGAACACUGCAGGAAAUACUAUACACAUUCUCCAGGAAUUUCAAGACUCUUGCUGUGUUCUAACAAAAAUAAACCGCAACACAACAGACAUUUCUAGAUUACGCGUUGUCCUUCAGGUAACUCCUAGUAUCAGUUACACGUUAAUUCAACAGCAGUACGAAACAACGGGCACCACCCUUUCCUUCGUCACACAUUUAUUGAUGAAUUAUCCGAAAAUACAAGAAAAAGUAAGGGAAGAAAUUAAUGCUGUUCUCGAAAAUGAGGAACCGAGUUACUCCGCCGUGUCCAAGAUGCAAUAUUUGAACCAAAUCAUUUCGGAAUCGCUUCGAUUGUAUCCUCCCGUUUUAACAGUUACGACGAGGAAAGUAGGGAAAACUUUCACCUAUAAAAACUUGACGAUUCCUAAGGACUUGGCCCUCCAACACGCUAUCUGGAAGAGUCAUAGAGAUCCGGAAAUUUGGCAGGAUCCCGAGAGUUUCGAUCCCGACAGAUUUAGUCCAGAACGGAAAGAUUCGAUCGACCCUUAUGCUUAUCAACCUUUUGGAAAUGGACCGAGGAACUGCAUCGGGAUGAGAUUCGCUUUUCUUGUCAUGAAAAUGAUUUUGGCGUCGCUUCUUCGGUCGUUCCGCUUCGUUCCCGGACAAAACACUGAAAAGGUAGUUUAAUCUGUUUUAUGUCUUUCA